UCUCUUUAGCUGCAGUUUCGCGACUGUUCUGUAAUCUUCUGUAUUUUUGCAACGUUAUAUCCACGGUAUCAAAAAAGUUUAGCAUAUUUAACAAAAAACGUUUUGCAAGCUCACAAAAUAAUAAUCAUUGAAUCUGCUUGCGAUUUAAACAUGGCGAAGAAGGGUGGAAGUAAGGAGGGAUUUGUUCGCGAUUCUUCAAUGAGUAUGCCUUCCGAACAAAAGCCAAUAAGUGAAUCCAGUAAGCAAAAAGUUGCUAAAAUCCAUGAUAUGUUUCCUGGUGCAACUAAGGAUCAUCUAUCAAAGAUUUUACUGUAUUAUGAGGAUGAUGAAAAUAAAGCAAUAGAUGCUCUUACUCGAGAUGGUGGUAAAGAAGCUUUGAGUAGUUGGGUGGAUUCUGGCAGUCUGAAAAGUAAAAAUAAUAAGAAUAAAAAGAAGAAGAAGAAAGGAAAAAAAGAUCUGAUUUCUGGUUCAAAUGCAGCAGCAUCGUUUGAUGCUGAUGAUAGUUCCAGCAUACAUAGCAGUGGAAAUGUCGAUACAGAAGUAGAAAGGGAAUAUCCCAGAACUGAAAAUAGCAAUGGCAAUUUUCAUGACGCUGAAGACGAAAAAAAUUCGGACUCUUCUAUUUUAAAUCACGAGAGACUAAAAAGUUUAGAAGAUGACCCUCCGUUUGAUAAUUCCAUCAAAUGUGCAUCCGUAGACCGGAAUCCAAACUCCAGAGAACAAACCCCUGAAGAUGACAGCUCCAUCGAUCAAACACCGAGCAAGAUUCCCUCGAAAGACAGUGAAAACACUCGCAGCUCACCUGUAUCAGACUCUUCCGAAAAACUAGAUGAAGUGAAGAGAGAAAAAUACAGAUCCAUUAAAGAUGAAGGUCACUCAAAAUAUCAGUCUAGGCAAAGAACUAGCAGUUUUCGUAGGUCUAAAACUUCAUCAAUAUCAGAAGAAUCUAGUCAGCACAAUCCUCAAGCUAUUGCUGCUCCCACAAAACGAGGUUAUGAAAAGUGCAAAAAAGAUCUAAAUAGACAGACUAUAUCUCUUCAAAGGAUUCAUUUACAGUUAGAGAAAGGCUUAGAGGAAUCUGGAAAAAAGUUAAAAAAUUCCUUCAAUGAUGUGAGAAAAUUAUUAGAUAAACGACAGGAGUUGGUUGAAAAAGAGCUAGAAAAAACAAAAGAAGAAGCUUUAAAUCUCUUGAAGAGCAGGCAAGAUCUUGCUGUUGAAUUAAAAAGGAGAGUAGAUCGAACUCCUUCACUUACUGAAACUGAAUGGUCAGAGCUACGUUCAGAUAUUAAGCAAUUUGUAACUGAAAGAAAAUAUGACGACGAGCUAGGAAAAACAAUAUGGUAUCAGUGGUCAAUGGAUAGUAUUACUGAUCUUGUCAAUUCUUUUGGAGAAGUCCAACCUGUGAAGAAUGUGUACAGUCAACGCUCUCAUUCAGCCCUUGACCAUGCAGUUGCUUCACAUGUAAAUGCUGAGCCUAGUCCAUCAUCAUCUGUAGCUAACGAAGAUACCAAUUCAACAGCUGACAAAAAUGAUGUGGGAAACAUUUCAGAUACUGUGGAAGAUGAAACGCCAACUAUAGAAAAGGAAACAGUGCCCGUCUCCAAGAAUCAAAGUACAAGUAGACCUCGUAUUUUCUGCAAUAAAAAUUUUUUUGGGAGGUUUCCGAAUCAAAACCGUGGCAGAGGCUAUCAAGGCAAUAGAGGUUAUCAAGGCAAUGGGUAUCCAAGACCAAACUACAAUAGGAACUACAAUUACAAUAGAAAUUUCAAUAAUUAUGAUAACUCAAAUGAUUACAGGCACGUAGAUCGUGAUGGACGCAACAAUGAAAGUUCUAAUUAUUCUAAUCACAGAAACAUGAACAGAGAUCACAGAAAUGAAAGGAACCAAGGCAGAGCACAAAACAUGAGUUACAGGGGUCGUGGCUAUCGUGUUAACUCUGGCCAACAUCGGCACAAUCCAGAUUCCUUGCCCAAAGUGGAUGCUCCAUCUAAUGAAACUACCCCUGCUGAAGCCGACAGGCCGAAUGCUGUUAAUGGUUUUGUCAAUAAUUAAAUGAAAAGUGUUUGCACACUCUAAAUGACAUUUUGUAGGUAUCUUUUUUGUGCCGUUUUCUGAAUUUUAUUUAAAAACUAUUGCCACAUUUUGGAUUGGUGUAUGUGUAAAUCAAGAUUUCACACUUCUGAUUUGUUAACUGAUGACCAACUCUAUAAAAAGAGGGAAACACGUGUGGCUAAAAGUUAAUUUUGCUGAAAUGUAUGUUGUUAUAACAGUUUGUUGUUCUUUCUUUCUCUCAAAUUUUAUUGUACUUUUAAUGUCUACUAUAAGACUUAAACUUAUGUUUAAAAUAAUAAGUUGAUAGUAUUUGUGAUAUAUUUCCAAUAUUUUGGUAAACUUCUGUCAAAAAUUUCCUAAGUAGUUAUUUGAUUUGGUUGCAUUAUUUUUCAUUGAGUCUAUAUUAUUAUAUUCGUUAAUUUUUUUUAAAAAAAUGUUGUUGAUAUUUAUUUGUUAGAAUUGAAAUAUACUUUCACCUUUUGAGUAAUGAUUCACUAACCCUUGCUUUAGAAAUUUUGAAAACAGUAAUAUGUGUACCAAUAUUAAUUUAAUAAUAAAAUAAGUCGUGGUUUGAAAUUGUACUUAGUUGAGACAAGACAAAUUUUUUUCUUAAAAAC
Messenger RNA from Uloborus diversus, 2669 nucleotides. Its product is annotated as spermatogenesis-associated serine-rich protein 2-like. Gene Ontology annotation, molecular function: ubiquitin binding. The record is from RefSeq and is a predicted model, not a curated record. Gene Ontology annotation, cellular component: cytoplasm. The transcript has 15 exons. NCBI's taxonomy places the organism in Eukaryota, Metazoa, Arthropoda, Arachnida, Araneae, Uloboridae. Bases 151 to 2052 code for a protein of 633 amino acids.